Molecule: messenger RNA, 273 nt
Organism: Lottia gigantea (owl limpet)
Lineage: Eukaryota; Metazoa; Mollusca; Gastropoda; Lottiidae
Exons: 1
Biological process (GO): cell fate commitment; neuron differentiation; canonical Wnt signaling pathway
Cellular component (GO): extracellular region
Molecular function (GO): frizzled binding; cytokine activity
Source: RefSeq, a predicted model, not a curated record
UUUUUCAGAAGUUCAGCAAAUAGUAUCCUGAGAUUGAAAAUACCAAAAAUUCCAAAGCUCGACCCUAACACAGUUUGUAAAACGUAUCCUGAUUUGUCGGAAGCUCAAUACGAUUUGUGUCGUAAAUACCCGGAUGUGACGGCGUCUGCUAUUCAAGGAGUUCAAGUCGCCAUUCACGAAUGUCAGUUUCAGCUAGCUGAAUACCGCUGGAAUUGUUCAUCGUUAGAGAGAAAGAAUAAAAAUCCGCAUUCUAGUCCAUUGCUUUCAAAAGGU